Molecule: messenger RNA, 2195 nt
Organism: Aquila chrysaetos chrysaetos
Lineage: Eukaryota; Metazoa; Chordata; Aves; Accipitriformes; Accipitridae
Gene: SNU13
Product: small nuclear ribonucleoprotein 13
Exons: 3
Coding region: 127-513 (128 amino acids)
Biological process (GO): maturation of SSU-rRNA; mRNA splicing, via spliceosome; ribosome biogenesis
Cellular component (GO): small-subunit processome; nucleolus; box C/D methylation guide snoRNP complex
Molecular function (GO): RNA binding
Source: RefSeq, a predicted model, not a curated record
CCGCCUCCGCGCCCCGCCCCCUGACUUCCGGCGGCGCGGCGCGCAGCAGCGCUCUCGCCUCCUCCCUCCCUCCCCUUGAAGGCGAUCGGGCCGGGAGCGGCGACCGGGCCGGGCCAGGCCGCGGCCAUGAGCGAGGCAGAAGUGAAUCCCAAAGCUUACCCCCUGGCUGAUGCGCAGCUCACCAAAACGCUACUCGAUCUCGUGCAGCAGUCCUGCAAUUAUAAGCAGCUACGCAAGGGAGCCAACGAAGCCACCAAAACACUGAACCGAGGGAUAGCGGAGUUCAUUGUGAUGGCGGCAGACGCGGAGCCCUUGGAGAUCAUCCUGCACCUCCCUCUUCUCUGUGAAGACAAGAAUGUACCUUACGUGUUUGUGCGCUCCAAGCAAGCCCUGGGCCGAGCCUGUGGUGUUUCCCGGCCUGUCAUUGCCUGCUCCAUCACCAUCAAGGAGGGGUCACAGCUAAAGCCUCAGAUCCAGUCUGUCCAGCAAGCAAUAGAAAGAUUGUUGGUCUAAAUGCCCGUGAGUUUAAGUCUAUGUGGAAUAGGAAAGCUGAAGUCAGGGGGAAUUAAUGUCCAGCUUCAGUUGAGAUUAUAGUUUUGAUGUCAGUGUUCCGUUUCAAAGCACCACGUUUUUGUUUAAUAAUGGCUUAAUUCUUAGUGUUUCUGCCUCUCCUCCCCCCUCUUUUCUAUUAUUCCACUCCAACACAUUCAUUCUCAUUGUAUUACUUCUUGAAAAGUGAUUGUACAACUGUAUUUCCUGUUUGGUGUUUAAAAGAGAGGGGAAAAAAAAAAAAAAAAACCCUUAUCUCCAUGUUUGCCUGCUCAGGGCUUUUUUUUAACCCACCCAGGGGCUUCCUCUGUGUUGGAGUAUUUUGGUGAAGCUUCAGCCUCUAACAGGCAUAAGUAACUCUGUGUUCCUGAAUGGUUUAGUCUACUGAGGAUAAAGCAUGUUGGUUCCCCGCACAGCGUGUGCAUGCAGACUGCUGGAGUUGUUGCUUUAAGUGAUGGAGCAGCACAGACCACAUAUAGGGCAGGCAGCGGCUACCAUGUAGCAGCGGACAGAACCAAGAUCAGUACUCAUAGCACAACCUUUUUUCUUGAAACCAGACAAGGGACUUCCAUAAGAGGUGUACAGGGAGCAGAAAUCUUAUGGCAGUGCACAAGGGGAAAUCUCUUGUCUCGCUUAUUUUUAAAUACUGACUUUUUAAGAAAAAUAAAAUUGCUGACAAAGCUAAACAUAAUUGUCAUUCCCUCGGGGAAAGCAUUUGCAACUAACAGAAGUGUUCUGCUUGUAAAGCUAGACUGCUCAGAGAUUGCCUAAAGGCUAUUGCAGUGCAGUAGUUCAUACUCCUCAAGUUUUCUUUGUGUGGACUGUACCAAUGAGCUUGGGCUACCUAGGGAAUUUAAGCGCAAAACACAUGGUAGAGAGCAGCCUGCUGUGACUUACAAGUACCCUACAUCUGGCUGAUAACUAUAAAAAGUAUCUCAUGCUUUUAGGGAAGCUACUGUACUGUAGUCACCUGACUGAAGAUGAGUGCUUUAAGUCAUGGCCAAGACAAGAGACCAAGUACUUUUUCAGGUAAAUCAAGCUGUGUCUCAAGAAUGCUAGAUAAUCAUGUGCUCUGGAAAAGCGUGAAGCACCACCAGCAUUCUGAAUUAGUGGUGGGUUUAUGGAGCUAGCUUUAGUUAAAUGCAUAUUGUAUAAUUAAUCCAGUUACUGCUCUGAGCAGAAUCUAAACCUUUGUGUUGGAAUGGGUCAUAUCAAACCUGUCUUCUACUGCAGGAUGCCAAAGCAAAGCUAGUGUGGAAAGACCCAACAGGUACAACAGCAGAAGGGAAAAUAAGUUCUGUAAUGUUUCCACAGAGGCACUAACUUCAUACCUUUAGUAAGUACAUCCCCAAGCAGAUGAAAUCAGCUUAUGAAAGACUGAAGACAAAUCAUGUCUAUUUUUGUAAAUGGCUGAUAACAGUAAUAUCCUUGCUGAGGUGAGCUUAAUACAAAGAUUUUGUAGAGUCCUUUCACUUCUGUGAGGUUUAGAAAGGCUGCUGUUCCCUUCUGCUGAUGCUGCCUGUUGAGGUACUUGUGUUUAAAACCACAGUUUUGCAAAGGAUUUGUGCUAUUGUACCAUGCCAAGACAGCUGAUGUAAGACAAAGCACAUAAGGAGCAGAAAUAAAGGAUUCUUGAGCAAGCAAAA